This is a messenger RNA of Labrus bergylta (ballan wrasse), 2969 nucleotides long. Its product is annotated as glycine receptor subunit alpha-2-like. Gene Ontology annotation, molecular function: chloride channel activity; transmembrane signaling receptor activity; excitatory extracellular ligand-gated monoatomic ion channel activity. Gene Ontology annotation, cellular component: plasma membrane; neuron projection; synapse. Gene Ontology annotation, biological process: chloride transmembrane transport; chemical synaptic transmission; nervous system process. The record is from RefSeq and is a predicted model, not a curated record. NCBI's taxonomy places the organism in Eukaryota, Metazoa, Chordata, Actinopteri, Labriformes, Labridae.
UCACUGCUCACAAAUGUUUGGAAUCUUUAAUAACUUAGCAUUCAAUGAAUUGUGGUUGUUUUAAUUCUUCAUGACUGCCUGACAGUAAAUUAAACAUGUUCUAAUUCUUAAAUCUAUCUGCUAAUCUACUGCUGUCAGAGGCAGCACUGUCAUCCUCUCUACUUUGAAAAUGUUCCUGUCUCUUUAAAUAUUCUUGCAGUAAAUCCUUGAACAUGCAUAUGGCCAUAAAAAAGAGAUAAAGCUUGAAGUCAUCUACACAAACAUGGGCAGAAUAAAAACUUGCCCGGGUUUUUGAAUUAUACAGCAGCAGCUUCCUGGAUUUUACACCUGCAGAGAGGGAGGGACGCUCAGCUGAGUCCAGAAGGCAGCGCCAAGCUGGAAGAGACACAACAAGUAUCCUGCAUCCCUGCUUCUCCGCUUCUUUUUUUUCUUUUUCAGUUUUUUCCCCUCCAUUGGAUUUAUAUCCACUGUUUGGACUGACAGAGAAUGCUGCUGCACAUGUUUUAUGUGCUGUUGGCUUCGUCUGUCACUUUUCUGCCAGGCAGCUCUGUGCUCUGUAAGGAGAUGAAGCUCCCCAGCAGAGCAGCCAAGCCUCCCUCUCCAUCUGACUUUCUGGACAAACUGAUGGGACGCACAUCUGGCUACGAUGCUCGCAUCAGACCAAACUUCAAAGGUCCUCCUGUUAACGUCACCUGUAACAUCUUCAUCAACAGCUUCGGCUCCAUCACUGAAACAACCAUGGACUACCGGCUCAAUGUGUUUCUGCGACAGCAGUGGAACGACCCUCGUCUGGCAUAUAAGGAAUACCCUGAUGACUCUUUGGACCUGGACCCCUCCAUGUUGGACUCCAUUUGGAAACCAGACCUGUUCUUUGCAAAUGAGAAGGGAGCCAACUUUCACGAGGUCACGACGGAUAACAAACUGCUCCGCAUAUUUCAGAACGGAAACGUCCUCUACAGCAUCAGGUUGACACUCACCCUCUCCUGUCCCAUGGAUCUGAAAAACUUCCCCAUGGACAGCCAGACGUGUACGAUGCAGCUUGAGAGCUUUGGCUACACCAUGAAUGAUCUUAUUUUCGAGUGGCUGAAUGUGGGAGCGGUGCAGGUAGCCGAUGAUCUCACACUCCCUCAGUUUGUGCUGAAAGAGGAGCAAGGCCUCGGAUACUGCACCAAACACUACAACACAGGUAAAUUCACCUGCAUCGAAGUCAACUUCUACCUGGAGCGUCAGAUGGGCUACUACUUGAUCCAGAUGUACAUACCCAGCCUGCUCACCGUCAUCCUGUCCUGGGUCUCCUUCUGGAUCAACAUGGAUGCGGCUCCAGCUAGGGUGGGACUAGGAAUCACCACGGUGCUCACCAUGACGACGCAGAGCUCUGGCUCCAGGGCCUCACUGCCAAAGGUGUCCUAUGUGAAAGCCAUCGACAUCUGGAUGGCCGUGUGUCUCCUGUUCGUGUUUGCUGCCCUGCUGGAGUAUGCAGCCGUUAAUUUUGUUUCCCGCCAGCACAAGGAGUUCUUUCGACUGAGGAGGAAGCUGAAGGAGCAACAGCGGCAGAGAACUCAGGCGAGUGGUGACAGCAAGGCGAAAGGAAACAACAUGUCAGGCAGCAUUGCUCCUCAUGGGAACCAGCGGUGCAGCGUCUGUGCCAGGGAGGAAGAGCUGGCACAGCAGGGUUUACUCUUUCAGAGUUUUGGACUUGCAAGUGCACCGGAAAUGGAUGCAACUCCAAUUUUUGCAGAUCUCCCUCCAGGUUUAGGUUUCUAUGACAUACGCAGGCGCUUUGUCGAUCGAGCAAAAAGGAUUGAUACCAUCUCUAGAGCCGUUUUCCCUAUGAGCUUCCUCAUGUUCAAUGUCCUCUACUGGCUCACCUACAAAGUUCUACGACAUGAGGACCUUCAUGCCACAAUGUGACAACGCGAAGGCGGAGCAUAAAGACACUGGAAACCUUUAAUUCUACUCUCUUUACUGAAACAUUUACAGGCCGAGGGUCCUCAGUCGAGACAUAACAGAGAAGUUGUGGCUGCAUGUCCAGUGGCAUCCAUCAGUUUCAUUCAAUUUUCAUACUUCCAAAGACAUGCACUUCUUUUCUGCACUGAUGACAUGAUGACACUGAUGACAUCACACCUCUGUCUAUGUGUGUACAAUAGGCAUCUUUAAUAUCUCAAAUCACAUGUUUUCUGUAAACAUUUCUGUUUGUGCAGUUACUGUAGCUUCACAUGCAUUUGGACUGCAGCACAUUCUUACCAGGCCUGAGUUUUUGGUUGUGCAUUAUCUUAAUGUGAGCCCUGUUCAACAGUGCCAUGAGCAUUUAACACUAGAAGAAGAAGAUGCAGUUUAAACUGUAAAAACUCUGCUUUGUUUAAUAGCACAGAUACAGUGUGCUUCAUUGAUCUGGGAGAUACAUGACAUUAAAAGAUUAAGUUUCUUUACAGGCUUAAAAUUAAUUAUUUAAUUAUUUUCUUAGUGACAUGAAUAUUGAACAUAUGCAUCAGUUAAAUAAUAUUUUGAGCCCUCUGUAAGCAGCCCUUUCAGUCAAAAUUAAAUAAGUAGAAACUGUCCAGAAAGUCACUUUGUAUUGAUAUUAAGGCAUGAAACGCACUAUUUCUUGCAUCCACCUGGCCAGUCAUUGGUUCAAGCCUGCUGUUUCAGUUCUGCCAAGAGAUUUCUAUUCACCUUCUACAUCCCUUUCCAGAAGAAUAACAUGUGUUUAUGUCAAAUAAAGUAUUAUUCGGGUUUAACUUGUUAAAAAGCUCUAAGUAGUGGUCUAUUAUGCCAAUCAGUUUACAUCCACAUUCAAAUUAAUCUAAUGUAUUAAAAAGCAUAUAUCAUCAAAAACGUUCCAUGCAGUUUGCCUGACUCCUGAAUGGCUGUUGUAUGACCCCAGGUUACACACUCAGACUAAAUAGUUUGUUUAUUUUUUAUUUUUUUGCUGGAAAGAAAUGUAUCUAUGAAAUAUUUUGUUGGUGAAA